This is a messenger RNA of Echinops telfairi (small Madagascar hedgehog), 696 nucleotides long. It is a transcript of the gene RARRES2, whose product is annotated as retinoic acid receptor responder 2. The coding region runs from base 87 to 578 and encodes 163 amino acids. The transcript has 6 exons. NCBI's taxonomy places the organism in Eukaryota, Metazoa, Chordata, Mammalia, Afrosoricida, Tenrecidae. The record is from RefSeq and is a predicted model, not a curated record. Gene Ontology annotation, molecular function: signaling receptor binding. Gene Ontology annotation, biological process: inflammatory response; regulation of lipid catabolic process.
AGCCGGUGGCGGGCGGAGGCCUGGACCUCGGGCACUGGGCCCCGCAGAACUCGCAAGGACAGACCGACGGACACAGGAGCCCAGCAAUGAGACCCCUGCUACUCGUGCUCACCCUGGGCCUGGGUGCAAUGGGCCUGGGCCCAGAGGAGCUCUCAGAGACCCAGCGUCGCAGCCUGGAGGUGGCCCUGGCCGAGUUCCACCAGCACCCACCUGUGCAGUGGGCCUUCAGGGAGACCAGCGUGGACAGGGCAGCAGACACGUCAUUCCCAGGAGGGAUCUUUGUGAGGCUGGAAUUUAAGCUCCAGCAGACCCACUGCCGGAAAAAGGACUGGAAGAAGCCAGAAUGCAAAGUCAAGGCCAACGGGAGGAAGCGGAAAUGCCUGGCCUGCAUCAAACUGAGCUCUGAGGACAGAGUUCUGGGCCGGAUGGUCCACUGCCCCAUUCAAACACAGCCUCCUCGGGAGCCCAGUGAGCACCAGGAGGCCCAGUGCUCCAGGGUGGAGCGGGCUGGUGAGGACCCCCACAGCUUCUACUUCCCUGGACAGUUCGCCUUUUUCAAGGCCCCGCCCCCAAACUGAGCCUGGAUCAGAAUGGGGCUCCACUUCCUGGACGGGUGCAGGUCAUCAGCGAUGGGGCCACUCCCUCCCUGUGCCCGGAGGACGCUAAGUGCCAGGUUAAUAAAGCUGGUCCCCUCCA